Molecule: messenger RNA, 2427 nt
Organism: Onychomys torridus (southern grasshopper mouse)
Lineage: Eukaryota; Metazoa; Chordata; Mammalia; Rodentia; Cricetidae
Gene: Pus7l
Product: pseudouridine synthase 7 like
Exons: 9
Coding region: 60-2165 (701 amino acids)
Biological process (GO): pseudouridine synthesis
Cellular component (GO): nucleus
Molecular function (GO): pseudouridine synthase activity; RNA binding
Source: RefSeq, a predicted model, not a curated record
CGCAGUGUGUCACCUGGGAGGACUGCUUUCUUUCUCUCGGAAGCGAGACACUGUUAAGAAUGGAAGAGGACACGGAUGGUGGAAUCAGGCCUAGUUCCUUAUGUUUCGUUAAUGAUCAUGUUGGAUUUCAAGGCACUAUAAAAACCUCCCCAAGUGACUUCAUCGUUACUGAGAUCGACGAACAGGGGCAAUUAGUCAGUAAGGCCAUUGAUGAAUCCGUUUAUGAAAUUAGUAAAACACAAUCCGAGCCAAGUCAUUUUGUCAAAAAGCCAAAGCUAAAUAUUCAUGAUGGAUCCUCCGACCAUGAAGGUAACGAAGACGACGCUACUAACUUGCCUGGGCACUCGGACGGGGACCAGAGUCAUCCAUCUGGCUCGGAUAAAGAAGACGGUGUCAGUGGUGUGACUUCCAAAUGUGAGAAAGAGAAUGUUGACUUACUAAGUUCACUUUUAGGUGAAAAAACUCAUACAUUGCUGGAGCAGUUUGCCCGUGACAUCAAAGGGAUGUGGGAUUCAAAAACCGAGUUAAUUGAACCCUCUCGGGAAUUCUCACUAGGUAGGGUCCCUGACAAAAGCCAAAGGGCUGUUUUACACAGUGCCGUCAGGCAGACAUUUCCUUUUUUAAUAACCGUAGGGAAAAACAGUGAAGUCUUUGUAAAACCAAACCUCGAGUAUAAAGAGCUCUGCCAUUUGGUGUCUGAAGAAGAAGCACUUGGUUUUUUCAAAUAUUUGGAUGCAAAGAAAGAAAAUUCCAAGUUUACCUUUAAACCGGAUACAAACAAAGGUCACAGGAAAGCCGUGCACCACUUCCUCAACAAGAAGUUUGGAACCCUUGUGGAAACCAAAUCUUUCCCUGAGCAGAACCCCAGUGCUGGGAAUCCAAACACAGCCAUCACCGUGAGGUUCCGGGAGAAAGCUCGGACACAUGGAAAGAGAGCUCGUCUUGAGUGGGAGGGAAGAAAAGCUGUAUAUACAGCUUUUACCCUACAAAAGGAAAACCUGGAGAUGUUUGAAGCAAUUGGUUUUUUAGCCGUCAAACUUGGUGUUAUUCCUUCAGAUUUUAGUUACGCGGGCCUCAAAGACAAGAAAGCAAUCACCUAUCAAUCGAUGGUUGUUAAAAAAGUGACUCCAGAGAGGUUGAAAAAUAUUGAAAAAGAAAUUAAAAAGAAGAGAAUGAAUGUAUUUAAUAUUCGGUCUGUAGGUGAUCCUCUCAGACUUGGUCAGCUCAAAGGAAAUCACUUUGAAAUUGUCAUCAGGAAUCUAAACAAUCGAAUAAAUGACUCUGCAAGCCUGACUGAGAGGAUUGUGGAGGCAAUAGAAAAUGUUAAGAAUAAAGGUUUUGUGAAUUACUAUGGACCACAGAGAUUUGGAAAAGGAAGGAAGAUUCAAACAGACCAAAUUGGAUUGGCUUUACUGAAGAAUGAAAUGGUGAAGGCCAUAAAGUUAUUUCUUACACCAGAAGACGGGGAUGAUCCUGUAAAUAAAGCGAAGAGAUACUUUCUUCAAACUGAGGAUGCCCAAGGCACACUUUCACUAAUGCCUGAGUUCCGAGUUCGAGAGCGGGCUCUGCUGGAGUCCUUGCAUCGCUUUGGCAUGACGGAGGAAGGCUGUAUCCAGGCCUGGCUCUCUUUCCCUCACUCCAUGCGCAUAUUCUACGCCCACGCAUACAGCAGCAGGAUUUGGAAUGAGGCGGCAUCAUACAGACUUGCAGCCUAUGGAACCAAAGUGGUGGCCGGGGACCUGAUCUGCUUGGAUGAAGAUGCCGACGAGCAUUUCUCAAGCAGUCAAGUUCAUCUGGUGACCGAAGAAGAGGCGUCAGCUAACACAUACGCAGUACACCAGGUGCUUCUGCCAGUACUUGGAUACAACGCUCAGUACCCAGAGAACAAAGUGGGCCAGUGGUACCGUGGGGUCCUCAGCAGGGACGGACUACAGGCCUGUAGGUUUAGAGUGCCUGCCCUGAAGCUGAAUGUACCAGGAUGCUACAGGCGCAUCUUGAAACAUCCCCACAAUGUGUCAUACCAACUAGUCCAUCCUGGCUCCGAUGUUAACGUGGAAGGUUCCCACGACAAUGAUGGGACCUCAUCACUGUCCAUCUCCUUUGACCUUGACGCUUCGUGUUAUGCUACUGUUUGUCUGAGGGAAAUGAUGAAGGGUGAUGUUUAAACCAGCACCUGUGGUGUAGGAGUGUGUUUGCCAUUCUGAAGAAAGGGUAGCUGCCAUUUCUAGGGCCUCUGCCUUGAGCUUCAUGAUGACUGUCUUCUUCAAGUUUUACAGUAUCCUAAGAGGUUGGAAUGUGAUGAAUUCAAGUGUCAGUGUCUCAGUUUAAACUUUUCUACUAAAGUCCUGUGUUCACUUACAACAGUUGAGGAAGUGAAGGUCUAAGGCAGUGGUUCUCAACCUGUGGGUUGUGACCCCUUUGGUAACC